AAAUUCUAAUACGUCUCAAUUUUUAACUUGAAAAUUUCUAGCAGAAAGGGAACAAGACAAAAUAAGAGUGGUUUAGAGUAUCCUUAUAGAUUGUGAUGAGAAUACUCUUUGUUGAAUGAGCAAUGAAUGGGUCCUCUUGCUUGUAUAUAUAUAAAUAAGAGGAGACUUUGGGCCUAUUGACCAUCUCUGUGGUUAACCUGGAGAAAUGGAGAUUGAGGUGCUUCACAGGAGUGACCUCGGCGGUUCCCUCCCGGUCAAAAACGUCCAAGCUCUCGCGUCCAAGGGCCUGAAGGAGGUUCCGUCUCGCUAUCUACGGCCCGCAUCUGAACUCGGCGAAGUCUGUGAUACCGAGUCUCUCGAGAUUCCUGUCAUAGACAUGAUCAAGCUCGGUGAGGAUCACCCCGACCACAGUGACGAAAUCGAGAAGUUCCAUUGGGCUUGCAAGGAAUGGGGCUUCCUCCAGUUGAUAAACCACGGCAUAUCGGAAGAGUUCAUUCAUCAAGUGAAGACAAAUACAGAGGAGUUCUUCAAGCUGCCAUUAGAAGAGAAGAAGAAUUACGAGCAGCUACCUAACUCCAUCGAAGGCUAUGGCCAAGCUUUUGUUGUGUCGGAAGACCAGAAGCUUGACUGGAGCGACAUGCUCCUCCUUUUUGUACAACCUGCUUCCCAGAGAAACCUCAGGUUUUGGCCAAAGAACCCUGCCUCUUUCAGAGCAACCCUGGACAGUUACUCCUCAGAGUUGGUACGGAUUUCACUUUUCCUCCUGAGAGCUAUGGCCAAGAACCUAGGACUUUCUCCGGAUGUGCUUGCAAGCAUGUUUGAAGACGGGAUACAAGGGAUAAGAUUAAACUACUAUCCACCGUGCAAGCAAGCAAACGAGGUCCUGGGUCACACCCCACACUCUGAUGCCACCGGACUAACCCUGCUAACUCAAGUAAAUGAUGUAGAUGGAUUGCAAAUCAAGAAAAAUGGUAAAUGGCUACCUAUAAAACCUGUUCACAGGGCAUUCAUCGUCAACGUAGGCGAUAUCAUCGAGAUAAUGAGCAAUGGACAGUACAAGAGCAUAGAACAUAGAGUAGUGGUGAAUCCGGAAAAGGAACGCCUCUCAAUUGCUGCGUUUCACAGUCCAAAUAUAGAAGCUAUGAUCGGCCCAUUUCCAGAUCUUGCCGGAAAGAGCGGUGCGCUGUACAAAACAACAAGUCACGAGGAUUACAUGAGGCUAGUUGUCGCGAGCAGACUGGACGAAGAACGCCAAGAAGACUGCAACAAAAAUCAGGAGUCUCAUUCGAUGUCGGCACACACAUCAAUCAGUGUAGAAACACCACAAUGCUACAAUAGCGGGAUUGACAGAUGGAUGAAAUCCUCACGAGACCUCCCCAAGAAUUUACUUUUGACUCCCAUUACACCCAAUUCGAGACUCUCCAUUAGAGAGAGUCAUCACACCCAUUUCGCUCCUCUGCAUGAUCUAAAUAACACCAGUCAAAAGCAAAGACAGAGAAAGCAGAAGUCAACAUUAUUCAGAGAACAGCUGCAAAGGGCGCACGGUAACGGAUAAAUAGGAAGAUCAGCUGCGCAUAAUUACAGGAAAUUUUCAAAUUUUCAUUCUCGUAUAUGCAUAAGCGAAGAAUUUGAGCUUGUCCGACACAAAGAGAACAAAACCAAAACGAAAAAAGACACCAGUAUUGUCCAAAGACAUCGAAGCGAAGAAUGCAAGCUAAGAAUAUCCAUGCUUUGGCAAUCAUGCCCGAGCGCCGAAGGAGAAAUCAUCUUCGCCACACCAAGCAUCAUCAUCAGAAUUGAGAGAGCUCAUGAAUGCCUGGAUAAUCAAGAAGCCGACCCUUGUGCACAUCCAAACACACGAGAAGAAGAAGAAGAACAAAAGGCUCGAUCCGAUGCUUCUCUCUUCGGCUCAGUUUGGUUCCUUUAAAUAAAUUUGAGACGAGCUUAAGAAAGCAGAUGUAUGCAUACCAUUUUUGGGUCUUGCUUUGCCUGUUAACUUAAUCGGGAGAAAAGAAAAUAAGAAUCGUCAUCGACAGUUUAUAUU
This is a messenger RNA of Syzygium oleosum, 2044 nucleotides long. Its product is annotated as S-norcoclaurine synthase 1-like. The transcript is spliced from 5 exons. Bases 206 to 1555 code for a protein of 449 amino acids. The record is from RefSeq and is a predicted model, not a curated record. NCBI's taxonomy places the organism in Eukaryota, Viridiplantae, Streptophyta, Magnoliopsida, Myrtales, Myrtaceae.